AGUACUAGAUUUCGCUAAAACAAACUAAAAAAUCAAGAAUUUAAGUCUAGAAUUACAUUUCUCGAUCAUUUUAGAGCGUUUUUCAGCUACAAACGCAAAUAUUUCGCAAAAUUCUGUUGAAAACAAGUGGAAAAAUCAGAGAAUUAAUCCGAAAUGUAUGUCAUUUUUGUUUCUUCAAGAGUUUAAGCGGAUUUUUAAGCGUUUUUUCGCGAGAUUUUGCUAUUCAAAUCGUAAUCUGGUGAAAAUUUGGCGAAUUUUUCAACUCGGCUCUGGUGAACUUUGUUUUUGAUCUGGCAACACUGAUGUAAGAUUGCGCAAGAUUUUGAAACAAGAAAAUCAGUAAAAAAAAACAUUUAUUUACAGAUUGAGUAUUCACAUAAAAAUUACAACAGCUUAUGCAAAAAAUCAGUCUCGGAAAUAGCAAAAAUUCCUAUAACUAUUACAAUUAGAAAUCAAUUACUUCAUUUUUUUUCUUCCACUUCGCCACUGUUGUGGGGUUUUCCCGUCCUUGUGAUGGGGAUGGCCCUCCCCUCCUCGCCCUCCUUGGCGAUCCUGGGGGCCGUGAUGGUCAAGACCCCGUCCGUGGACAACGUCGACUCCAACUUGUUCACAUCAUGGCCUUCGGGGAGGACAAACCUUCUGACGAAGUGCCUCGAGACGUAAUUCUCGCCCUCUUGGUGCUCCUGUUUGCCCUCGACGGUCACGGUGUUGUCUUCGGAGACUUUAAUGGAGAUAUCCUCGGGCUUGAAGUGCUGGACGUCGAGAUCCGCUUGGAAUUUUUGGCGGCCGAAGGUGACCGAAGACUCGAUGUUGGGGGCGGCGAACUGCCUCCAGGGCCGCCACAGACGGAGGAAGUAGCGCAUGUCGUGAGAGAACACCGGGUAGAACAUUUCCACGCUUUGAGUGCUUGAAUUCGACUGGGAAAGCGCCAGGAGUGAGCGUUAUUUAUAGGCGAGAGGAGGGUUCGGGAAAAUUCCAGAAAAAUCUAUGGGAGAAUUUUCCAGGAAAAAGCCACUUUAUCACAAAUAUUUAUCCAAUUCAUCAUUUUAAAUUAAAAAAAUUGGCGCCAGUGAUAACAUCCAUUGAACGUAAACCCUUUCUAGAAAUUUCUCCCACUCUUGCACCGCACUCACUUGUUUCAUUACCAACCAAACUCAUUCCCCGUCAAAAUGUCACUGCUGCUCCUGGAUCCGUUCAAAUUUUUCGAAAAUGACGAUUCUUUCGAGUUGAACUUGAACGUCCGCGACUUUAAACCCGAGGAGCUUUCUGUGAAAAUCACCGAAGAUAAUUUUCUCGUCGUUGAAGGUAAACACGGGGAGAAAAAGGAUAAAGAUGGCUCGAUUUCACGCCACUUUAUUAGAAAAUGUGCGAUUCCGAGUGGUUUCGACGUGGGGAAAGUCCAAUCGAGGCUUUAUUCUGACGGAAUUUUGGUGGUGAGUGUAUCACGGGUGGAUGUGAAAAGUCGGAAAAUUCCGGUGGUGAGGGUGAAAAAUGAGGCUCCGGUGGUGAAAGCCAAGUUGUGAGUGUUUUGUUAUAUUUUUUAUAAUUGUAAUUUUGUAAAUAAAGAAAUUAGAGU
Molecule: messenger RNA, 1576 nt
Organism: Tribolium madens (black flour beetle)
Lineage: Eukaryota; Metazoa; Arthropoda; Insecta; Coleoptera; Tenebrionidae
Product: heat shock protein 27-like
Exons: 1
Coding region: 1170-1523 (117 amino acids)
Biological process (GO): protein refolding; response to heat
Molecular function (GO): protein folding chaperone
Source: RefSeq, a predicted model, not a curated record